GUAAACUCGGCAGUGCGUGAGUGUGUGUGUGUGUGUCACCAGGAGGAGGAGGACUAUGCCGCUGCUGUCUGCACGCUCGCCCAGUUAACAUCUUCUUUUUGACGCGUGAAAACAUUUCGGACUCCGCUCUUCUGAACUGAAUCUGGAAUUUUGUGAGAAGAUGGAGCAGGUGGAGGUCCAAGGUUGUGCCAGCAGCGUCCUGUCCUGGGAGCAGGUGAGCCGCCUGAACGAGGUCCUGACCGAGGCCGUUCCCGUUCACGGCCGGGGGAACUUCCCCACGUUGGAGGUGCGCCUUAAGGACAUUGUUGCGCGGGUGCGCUCCCGCCUGGAGCUCAGCAGUAUCACCGUUAAGGAUAUUCGGCUGAACGGCUCCACUGCCAGCCACGUGCUGGUGCAGGACAUCGGUUGGAGCUACAAAGACUUGGACGUCAUCUUCAGGGUGGACCUGCCUCACGAAGCGGAGUUCAAGCACAUAAAAGACGUGGUGCUGGGUACCCUGCUGGACUUCCUGCCGGAAGGCGUGAACAAGGAGAAAAUCACUCCCAUGACUCUCAGAGAGGCUUAUGUCCAGAAGCUGGUGAAGGUCAACACGGAGCAGGACCGCUGGAGCCUCAUCUCCCUCUCCAACAACAAUGGCCGCAACGUGGAGCUGAAGUUUGUGGACACGAUACGUCGGCAGUUUGAGUUCAGCGUGGACUCUUUUCAGAUCGUGCUGGACUCCAUGUUGUCCUUCUAUGACCUGGCGGAGACGCCCAUGUCGUCCACGUUUCACCCGACCGUGACCAGCGAGAGCGUGUACGGGGACUUCAGCAUGGCGCUGGGGCACCUGAGGGAAAAGCUCAUCGCCACCAAGCGUCCAGAGGAGAUCCGCGGUGGGGGUCUCCUGAAGUACUGCAACCUCCUGGUGCGAGAUUUCCAGCCUGCCAACGAGGAGGAGUUCAAGGCCUUGGAGCGCUACAUGUGCUCCCGCUUUUUUAUAGACUUCCCCGACAUCGGCGUGCAGCAGCGCAAGAUCGAGGCUUACCUCCAGAGCCACUUUGUCGGCGAGGAAACCAGCAAGUACGACUACCUCAUCAUCCUGCGGCGCGUGGUCAACGAGAGCACGGUGUGUCUCAUGGGCCACGAGCGCCGGCAGACGCUCCACCUGCUGUCGCUGAUGGCCUUCAGAGUCCUGGCGGAGCAGAACGCCAUCCCCGACGCCUCCUCGGUCACUUGCUACUACCAGCCGGCCCCCUACGUCAGGGACCACAACUUCAGUAACUACUACGUGGCCAAUCAAAACAUUCCAACAUGGCUGCCCUGCAACUGACGAUGCAAGUGAGCGACGGGAUUUUCAUGAGGUCGGGGAAAAGAGAAGGAAUAAGAAAGAAAAACAAAAAAAAAAAUCUCCCAAAAAUGGUGAUUGUGACAACAACGCUGCGUUCCUCUUCAGGCACAAGUGAUUCUAUGAAGUGUUUUGCUUUGUUUCUGGAAUCCUUUCUCAUUCCUUAUCUACAGAGGUGUCCAUUUGAAAAUGAUAUAUAUUUUAAGUGUUCAUUAUUUUUCUCCUUUUUUUUGUGACUCUUUUUGAAGUUUUGUGACAGAAUCUCUUGGUUAACCCCUCCCCCAUAUUUUUUUUAAAUGGGCUCCUUUUUGAAUGUGGGAGUCAGAUUUUGUUUUUCUUCUAGUAUGUAUAUAAAAAAAAUGUGAAAAGAGAAGGAAAAAAUCUUUAAAAAAUGGGUAUAAAAGGGGAUAGGCUCAUGUAAAGGGUGAUUGCCAAACCAAAAAAAAAAAAAAUCUGCACAGGUGUUUGAUGGGAGGGUGGUACACUGUCACAGCGAUGAAAUGCGCACGGAUUUGUUUUUACUCCCGCUAACAUGGGAGCAUCUCUUGCAGUCAUUGGUGCUCUCACUGCCCGAAGUGCCUUUCUGAUGAUGCAAGAGACUGUGUUAAGUUUUUUUUUUUUUUUUUCCCCCACUGUGUAUUUCAGUGCAGGGUAAGCCCCCCCCGGUCCGCCCCGCCGGAUCGCCUGCACUUCUCCGUCGAGCCGCUUUUGACCUCGACUUCCAGGCUUCUUUUUAACUGAAGUUAUCCCUGCUGCUUUUAGCGGAGUCCAAAUCGGUAUGGGUCAUUCUGUGAGGGGUCGAGGUUGACGGUUGCACUCUAAAGAAUGCCUCGGGCCUUGAUGCCUGAAAAAUAAAGAAGCGAGCGUCCUGCCUUUAAAGGAGCAGCACUCGGUCCUGCCCUCCUGACCGAUGCAGGCUUUGACAGCAGCGCUGAAAGGGGAUCCUCCUCUGACGCAGCUCAGCGACUGCCUAUAUUUAUCCCUCUUCCCCUGGAGGAGGAGGAGGGUCUGUGGCUGGAGGGACAGUGCGAGCAGCAGUUUUGUCACCUUACAUGUGCUUGAGCUCCAGCGCUUCCUGGAAGGCUGUGUCUGAAUCCCUUCUGUGGGCAUAGUAUGACACAGCAGGGCGGUCAUGCUCUGAGAAGCGUCCACAUCGGUGCGUGCAGCUCUGCCCUCCCCUCUGUCUUAUUUUCCUCCAAACCUUUGACUUGCUAUUUCCAGCCAGAACUAAUAUUGGCUGUGAGCAUGUGGCUCGGCCCCGGCAGAGGGGAACAGCGGUGACUUGACUGCGUCGCACACCUUCCUUCAUGCUCCCCAGAUGAUGAUGCUGCUGCUGCUGCUGCUGGUUGUGUUGGCGCCAGAUAACCAGCGAAGCCUCUUAUCUGUGCGGACGGUCCAGGUCACGCCCGGUGCAUGGGGCAUGCUGUGCUGGCUCAGCUUUACAGUGCCACACUUCCACUGGACCAAACUAUUCACACAAGCAGAAGCUGCUUUUUUGGAGUUAACUUUUAAAUUUUUUUUUUUUUAUUUAAAGUAAGGGAAUUAUUGGUGUAUUUAUUUUGUUUCUUUUUAAAACAAACUCUUGAGGUAAAUUUGGUUUUAUUUUAUUGAAUCCCCUCACCGUUCGCCUUUUUAAGUUCAGCUACCGACAUUCACUCUCCCUCAAAUGUUUUGUCAUUCCCGCCUCCUCGCUGCACUCCCGUCUGUCUCGUGGGAUUUAAAACAAAAAGGAAGAAAAAAACAAAUCUUGCAGCUGCCUCCAUGUCUUGCUUCAAGUUUUAGCAAUGGGUCUGUCCACCUACUUCCCCAGUGCAUCGACACUCCUGUCUGUGGCUCUUGAGUCGGCAAGUGCCUGUUAGAGUGAGACACCUGUGAGCAUUGUCUGUAAGCUUGUCAGUAGCUGUGGGAGUUGAGCUGGCUCUCAGGGAUCUAAUGUCAUUUGGGGGCUUUGUUUAUUUUAUUUUUUUCUCAAUUUGAUGGGUGAUUUAGUGACAGCAGACCCCGACACUGAGACGUCUCCUCCUGGUCUUUUUUUUUUUUUUUUUUUUUUUUGCAAUAGUAUUCCUGCCUUAAAUGCGAGGUGGCAGAUUUUGGUCAAAGGACCGCAGCAGCUUUCAUCGGUCGCCGUUCCUCCACCCUCAGACCGAUGCUGUGCAGAAAGACCACGCGGUCUUGGAUGUGAAUCUUCACCUGUUUACGGUUAUUGCGACGUUAUUUUGAUGACUGAAACCACGCGCCUGUGAUCAUGGAUGCUUUCAUCACUUCCUUUGUCAGGGACGUUUGUUUGAACUUUAUUUAUGAGGAUGAAGUGCUGAGGUUGUUUUUUUUUUUUUUUUUUUUUUUUUUUUUUUUUUCUCUGCCCCUAGUUCUGCUGUAAACUUGUCAGUGUUAUCCUGCUGCUUCUUUCUCCCCUCUUGCUUUUGAUCGCCCUGCUUCUCCGGCUCCUUGUUCAUGAGUGCAGGGUGGUUUUGUUUGCCCCUCUCGAAUCACCAGGGAUGACCGUAGAUGUUUCUUGCCUUCCGAUCGGGGAGAAAGCAGUGGAGACGGUGUUCUUGCACCAGGAGGAUGUCAUGGCUCUUUCUACGUGAAAGAGAUUUAUUUUUUUUUUGCGGCAGACUUGUGUUUUUGUCUGUGUGUGUUCAUUUGCAUGUGAGUAUGAAGGAAUGCCUGUGGAAGUAAAAAAAACAAAAAAACAAAACAAAAGUGGGGCUAAAAUCGUGGCACUAUUUUCCUUUUUUGUGAAAUAGUUAAUGCAAAAGAGCUUCUUGUCGCCUUUGAUCCUGACGACUUUGAUAGUUACAGUCAUACUAUUUCAUUUUCAGCACUUUUACCUCACUUGAGAUUUUCCUUUGAAAUGGAAAUGUACAUCAGGAAAAUGUGCUUAAAUAAUUAAGAAUAAAGAUUUGAAAUGCAUCCUGUUGCACUGACUCUUUUGUUCCCUUCAGCUGACUUCAGGAAUCACGUGUCGGGGGGUCAUUUGAUGUGACCCGAUUCAAAGUGCAGUAGUUGAAAAUGAGAGUCAAUGCUGCGUCUGUUCUGCACUGCAACUUCCAACCUCAGAAAGGUUGGAUGCAGUUGAAAUAAGUCAUGACGGAGUUUAUAACUUGCAGUUGAAAAGUAUUCUGCUUUGAAAGUAGAUUCAAGUGCGAUGCCAAAAUA
Messenger RNA from Synchiropus splendidus (mandarinfish), 4483 nucleotides. RefSeq names its product terminal nucleotidyltransferase 5C (gene tent5c). The transcript has 2 exons. Gene Ontology annotation, biological process: mRNA stabilization. NCBI's taxonomy places the organism in Eukaryota, Metazoa, Chordata, Actinopteri, Syngnathiformes, Callionymidae. The record is from RefSeq and is a predicted model, not a curated record. Bases 161 to 1309 code for a protein of 382 amino acids. Gene Ontology annotation, molecular function: RNA binding; poly(A) RNA polymerase activity.